Messenger RNA from Diatraea saccharalis (sugarcane borer), 768 nucleotides. The record is from the annotation of a GenBank genome assembly. Lineage: Eukaryota; Metazoa; Arthropoda; Insecta; Lepidoptera; Crambidae.
AUGAGCUCUAAUCUUGAGCGAGUACAGUCUGCUACAAAAAUCGAUAGAUCUUCAGAAGGUUCGCAAUUAAGCCGAACCCUAGCCACAUCAGUUACCGAAGACAGUAUUAUUUAUUCCAGCGAAAUAACGCUUACUGAUGAUGAUGACACAUUGGGAAUGAUCAGCACGCCUUGGAGUACAGAGUCUUGGAGCGAAAAGUUCGAUAUUAACUUCAUGAUCAGGGAUAAUACAUUAUCUUCGUCAUUUUCCACAUGGACAGGUAGCAGCUUAGACUCUCUAUCGACCGAAAGCAUUUUGCCGAAUUCUUCAACCACCUAUGGAAUGACCAGCCCAGAAAUAAAGACUGAAAGUAAUACCACUCUCAUGCUACUAAAAAGAGACUCUUCAAGAUCCAGUAACGAUUUCAAGCUUCUGCCUAAAGGGAAGUUUAGUGCGGAGACGUACAGUUCCUGGACGAUAGGAUCGUUUUAUUAUAGCCCUUGUUUACAGAACUUGGAGUCUCACACUGUCAAAGUGAAUUAUCCGUGGAGUCCUAAUACGAUCACCUCGACGACAGACAUGUGUACGACAAGCGUCUAUCCCAGCAGUAUAGCAUCGCCCACCGUACAUAAAAUAAGCAAGGAAUCGUUCACCACCUCGCCAACCUUUCAAAGCACAGGAGAAAAUGGACACAUUACACCCCUAAACUACAUCGGUUUCACUAGUCGACAUGAGGACUGUAUACUGGACCAGAGCUUAUUGAACGAAACAGCAGUCAAGGGAUGUUGA